Molecule: messenger RNA, 267 nt
Organism: Pseudozyma hubeiensis SY62
Lineage: Eukaryota; Fungi; Basidiomycota; Ustilaginomycetes; Ustilaginales; Ustilaginaceae
Exons: 1
Coding region: 1-267 (88 amino acids)
Source: RefSeq, a predicted model, not a curated record
AUGCAGUCGAGCAGCGUGCAGUCGUCAAUCACCCGAUCCGAGUUAGACCGCAUCGGGCUGCCGACGCGUCUUGGCCUGCUGCAAUUGUCGAGCUUGAACCGCGUAAAUGAAUGCCGGUCCAGCACUGCCAGACACGAGCAGCCACGACGCCCAUCGCCUUGCAUGCUGGAGGUGCUGCUAUGCUACGUCCUUGUCAUAGACGACAAUCGUAGGGACAUCGAAACUGCGGAAAGCGUGGUCAGCAUCAAUGCUUUGGAGCAGGGCUGA